UGUACAUUCAUUCUGGUCACGUAAAGUGGAAUGCUUAACACUAGCUACUCAGGCUAUUGAACUUAAUUUUUUUUCCCCAGUUGGAAACUUUGGAAAUGUAAGAACGAGUACAAGUGUAGUAUGAGGCUUUAAAUUAUAUUGCUUAAAUAUAUAUAUCAGUUGGCUUUUAUCAGUGACAACUGCUCUCUACAGAAGUCAUUUGUUUGAGGCUUUCAUGCAGAGUGGGGCAGAUAACAGCAAUUUUUCACAGAAAUUGUGCAAAAUGUGAUACACGCACCAAAUUUGGCAUGGUGGUUCCCAAGGGUCUACUUAGCAAAUCUGCCUGACUUGCCAUUUAAAAAUCCAAGAUGGUAGCCAUUUUUCAAGAUGGACGCCGAAUGCGUCUGCCGAAAAUGGUUUUGCUCAUAGAAAUGCAUGUACUUGAUGGAUUAGAAUGAUCUUGGUGUCGAUUUCUAUGUUUUCUUGCAUGCUGAUUCUAAUUGUUCUACUUAAAAAAACAAAACUCAAGUGAAUAACUUCACACUUUUUGGCUAUUUAGAUCAGUCUUUUUCUGCAUUUUCGCUUGCCUUAUGAGUGUUUUGUUAUUUUUUUGACAUGUUAAUUUCUAAAUAUAUAGAGCAGUAUUUAUAUUUAGUGCAUGGGGUGUAGGGUGGAGUAGUAGAGGUAGUACCUUUGUUUCAUCAGUCAGCCACAUCCUCCGGAUGGACUCCUGGCACUGGUCCUCACUACUUACCUAACUCUCAUCUAUGGCUCCAAGAAGUUGCUAGUGCACGGCAACGGCCACACCCUGGCAAACCGUGUUGGCUCACGGGCUAAACUAGGUGAGGGUAACAGGCAGAGGGUCUCUCUGUGUGAGGGAGUAUGCCAUGCUCCAGAUGCAAAGUGCAUGAAGUCAACAAACCAGACCUGAUUGAUCCAUGAAGCCAUUUUUCUAAAGGAGUGAUUGUCGGCACUACCAUGGCACACUGGUGACAAUUACUGCUGUGAAACUCAGCAUGGGGUUCAAUGUCAGCUAAGGAGGAGUGCAUCUCAUACUUAGUGUCCCAAAUGUUGCUUAACCUACCCCACGGACCUGUUAAGCAACCGCACCUGAAUUGACAGGAGGUGCCAGCGCGGGAGAGCCGAGCCAAGGAUAAUGGGGUUUCAAAGUUAUCUGGAUGGUGUACAGAUCGCACGGGACUUAAAUGACAUUGGAUGAACGAUCGGGCUAGGUGUAGGGCAGACAUGCAUGAACCUAGUUGUAUCCCAUACAGGAAAGUGCCCAUGAUACAGGGUGGUAAAAGGAUAAACCCUCGGCCCUGGUCAUCAGAAUGGCUUCAAACACCAAAUGUGAUACUGCAUCAUGGCAGACCAACUGGACCAAGUGUUGCCUCUGUCAAACAGAGGAGAGCGAAUGCCUAACAUCUCCACUUGAAAAUCCUGCCAGAAGGGUAGAGGAUGGAUACAGCCUCUUAGGGAGGAAUAUUCCUCUAUUUCAUGCAGUGAAUGCGCUACCGAUCAAGAUGGACCCACGAAGGCUUGAUGACGGCAGUGGGAUAGAGGCAACCCUGAGGGAAAAUCAAGCACAGUACCAUGCUAGUUGCAGGCUUCUGUUCAGCAACACUAAGUUACAAAGGGCAGAAAAGAGAUUGUAUCCUGCAACAGAUGAGAACAGCAGCAGCGGCAGCAGCAGCAAAAUACCACGGAGAAUGUCAGACCCCAAACAGAAAGAAUGUUUCAUAUGUGAGGUGGAGGGAGAUCUAGAUGACUUUAGACAAGCUAUGACCAUGAAACUGAACAAGAGAGUCAACAAGUGUGCAAAGACUCUCAAUGAUGGAAAGCUGCUUGCCAAACUGAGUGCUGGAGAUGUGGUGGCGCAGGAACUGAAGUACCACAGUGCAUGCUUGGCUGGUCUCUACAACCGAGAACGAGCGCACCUGCGCGCUGAAGAGCUGAGGGAAGCAUACUGCAACUCUGAGGUAGGAAAGAGGGAAGCAUAUCCAAUUGCCUUCUCUGAACUGGUAACAUACAUCAUUGAGACAAAAUCUGCAAAUGAGAGUUCAGCUCCAUCAGUCUUCCGACUUGCCGACCUAUGUGUGCUCUACAGGCAGAGGCUGGAGCAGCUUGGCAUCGACAGUCCUGAUGUUCAUGCUACCCGACUGAAGGACCAGCUGCUUCAACACAUCCCUGAUCUACAAGCUGAACAUCAUGGACGUGAUGUCCUACUGGCCUUUAAGGAGGAUGUAGGGUCAAUUCUUGCACAAGCAAGCAAAUAUGGAGAAGCCGUUCAUCUUGCAAAGGCUGCUGGGAUGAUAAGACGUGAAAUGCUUCAACACAAAUCACAGUGGAAUGGCACAUUCCAUGAUGGGUGCCUAGAAGAUGCUGUACCGUCAUCACUGCUUCAGUUUGUUUGCAUGAUUGAGCAUGGAGCAGACAUCAAGUCACAACUCCAACAUGGAGCCUCAAAGUCUGACCUUGCUAUGGCUCAGCUCUUACAGUACAAUUGUUUAGACAAAUACAAGGCCGGAUCUCACGUCCACAGACAUUCCAAGGACCGGGAGACACCAUUUGUUGUGUACAUGGGCAUGUCGGUGUUUGCCAAAACAAGGAAAAGGCAGCUCAUAGACAUGCUCCAUGACAAUGGACUCAGCAUCACCUAUGAUAGAGUCUUAGAAAUCUCAGCCCAGCUUGGAGAAGCUGUUGUAGCUCAGUACGUGGAUGAUGGAGUUGUCUGUCCACCAGUGUUGAGGAAGCAGGUGUUCACAACGUCCGCGGUGGACAACAUCGACCACAAUUCAACACCGACUACAGCUCAAACUUCCUUCCAUGGUACCAGUAUGUCUCUGUUUCAACACCCAAGCCCUGAACAUCCUGGUGAGGAACGAGAGCCACUGAAGCUCAGUGGAGAUAACAGGGUGAAGAUAGUUCCUGAGCUUCCUGAAUCAUUCACCAAUGUUAAACCAGCGUACCUUACUAAGAACCCCGAACCUCCAGCUGUGCCAAGCCAAUUAUACCAAGCACUACACUCAAUCCAGUCACACCUGAAGGAAGAGUACAGGUGGCUAGAGGAGGUGUCUGUCACUGAGAGUGUGGGUGAUACUCUCAGUAUCACAUGGGCAGCCCACCAUGCAGCACAGAAGAGGAGCCAGCCUUUUGAAGUGAGCAUGACAUCACUGUUGCCUUUGAUACGAGACCAGGCUCACUCUGUUGCAACCAUUAAACAUGCCAUGGGGAAGAUUCGAGAUACAGUGGCAUUCCUCAACCCAGGGCAGACCCCGGUCAUAGCUGCUGAUCAACCACUGUUUGCACUAGCAAAACAAAUCCAGUGGCAGUGGCCAGAGUAUGGAGAGGACAAAUUUGUUAUCAUGUUUGGGGGACUUAACAUAGAGAAGGCUGCGCUUGGUUCCCUUGGAACACUACUGGAACACAGUGGCUGGACCAGUGCUAUUGCUGAAGCAGGGGUGGCCUCAUCUGGUACAGCUGAGUCAUUCCUGACUGUGUCAAGUAUCACCAGGACAAGAUUGGCCCACCAGAUCACAGCAUGCAGCCUGUAUAAACUGAAGAAAGAAGCCUACCAAGACUACUGCUCUGAGGAGUCUGGCAGACCAACGCUGACCUUUGAAGACUGGUGUGAUCAGCGGAGACCUCAGAGUCCACAGUUCCAGUUCUGGGAUCUGGUUUUGGACAUGGAGCUGGUCCUGCUCCUGUUGAUACGCUCCUUCAGGGAAGGAAACUUCGACCUUUACCGUGAAGCACUCUCAGAACUGAUCCCCUACUUCUUCGCGAAUAACAAUGUCAAUUAUGCUCGGUGGCUUCCAGUUCACUUCAGAGACAUGAUGUCUCUCGAGAAGCAGCAUCAAGACGUAGCCAGAGAGUUUCACAAAGGAAACUUUGUUGUUCACAAGUCCAGAAGAGACUUCUCUGCCAUGGCCAUUGACCAAGCCCAUGAACAGAACAAUGCAGCCAUCAAGGGUGAUGGAGGAGCCAUUGGACUAACAGAGGACCCAGGGGCACUUUGGAGAUGGAUGGUGGCUGGACCUGAAGUGAGCCAUCUGGUAUCUGCAUAUGAGGCCAUUUCUGGUGUGAAAGACGCAACCAUCAGCACCAAACACCAUGAACAGACCUUAAGUGCUCAGACAUCUUUCCUUGAGAGGGUGGAGGCACUGUUCAGAGUGAUAAAAGAGAUGGGCAACCCUUUCCAAGAAGAGUCCGUUAAUUUGCUGGUGCUGGACACAAAGAACAUUGCAGAUCCAGCACUAGCUGAACUGGUUGGUGGUCAUCACGAGAGAGGCAAGGAGAAGUUCCAGUCAUUUAUGGAGGCCUUGGAGAAUGAAGAAGAAUGCACAUUCUAUCAGCCAAUCAAGAAGAACAAGGCUUCUUUCUUCAAGCACGAGCAGGCAGCCAGUAAAUUUUGUCAUUCUUCACUUGAAUGCUGGACUAAUAUCUAUUGGGCAUUGAUACAGGAGGAGAGUACAUGCAGAGGGCAGCACUGGCUCUAAGAAAUCCGUCUUCACAGCCACAAUGUGCCACUGUUUUUCUUCUUUUCACUCUAUCAUGAACAUAUGUCACCUUCUGUUUCAGAGAUCAGGUUGGGAACAUUGUUUCAAUUUACAUUGGCUUUGAAUAAGCAUACAGACUAUUCUCCAAGAGUUGCAAGCAGUAAUCAAGAGGGAGGUUGACAUUUUUAACCAGUGUAAUUUAUGUUUAGCAAUCUGUGGUAUGUUGACAAGAAAAAGAAAGAAAACAGGAUUUAUAAACCCCACCAGCCCUUGUCCAUAUAAGGACAUUUACACAAGGAGUUUGACAAGCAUUUGUCUUUAUUUAGUUGUAUGGUAUGUCUUUAGGAGCUGUGAGGUCUUGAAAUUCAUCACCUUGCAAGUCAACUAAAUUAAUCAGGUAAGCGGGCUGUGUGAAAUGUUAUCACGGUGAGUCACCAGUAACUACUCCGCCUGCGCAUUCAGUGGCGUAAGUCAGUGGGGAUCAUUCCCACUGGACCGUGAAUUCUUGAUUAAGACAAACAUUAUUUCCACAUUAGCAGGAGGGGAGCAUUGGUCACUGCUUGUGACUGGCUGAAUAGUUUAAGACAGGAAGAACAGUCAUAUGUGUAGCCCCCACCACCGUUCACACAGCGUCAGGUUGACCCUAAUGGGAGACAGGUGGUCAGACUGCAUAAAACACAGGGAGCUGAGCACUCUGACUCAUGCUGCUGCUCACUCUCUUUGUCUCUCGUUUCCACUGCCUCUCAUUUAGUCUGUCCUCUGCCUCUCUCUUUCCAUCUACUCCCCUUCCCUUAAAGGUACUUUCAAGAUAACCUCCUAUAUCAAUGACACUUAAGUAUUCAAAUUAAAUGAGAUCCUUUGUGUGAUUGUGUAUAUAUUUUUUGGUAAACGGAUUUAAUUUCUACCCCAAGUAAUGUUUUACAUCUGUUUUUCAAACCCCCACACGCUCCUCCGACAGCAAUGUUUGUAGUUAAGGCUGUUGCCAUAGUUGUAAAACAUGCUGAUGCCUUCAACCAAUGAAAUGGGCACAUUUAUUCAUUUAUGGUUUCAAUUAACACACUGUCAGCUUUUUGUUUCUUUACAAGGAAAAAAAGAAGUUGAUAAUGUCCAGCAACAUAAACCUGACAUCCUCCAAAUAAUUCCUCCAAAUAUGUUUUAUGUAUUUUGCAUAUGUUUUGAACAGUAAUAAAUUGAAGAUUCCCUGUACUUAGACUAGGCUUUUUAUUCAAAUUUGUUUGUACACAAACCUGUUUGUUGACUAGUCUUGCCAAGACCAAUUUAUGACCUCUGCCUAAACAAAAUGUUGGCAGCUCAUGUUAAAAGCAUGUCUUAUGAAUACAUAUAGAUAUGUAUUGACUGAUUUGAGGUAUGACUUGACUUAAUAAAUCAGUCUUCUCCAUUAAGUACUAAAAUAAA
Molecule: messenger RNA, 5894 nt
Organism: Clupea harengus (Atlantic herring)
Lineage: Eukaryota; Metazoa; Chordata; Actinopteri; Clupeiformes; Clupeidae
Source: RefSeq, a predicted model, not a curated record